Molecule: messenger RNA, 294 nt
Organism: Acytostelium subglobosum LB1
Lineage: Eukaryota; Evosea; Eumycetozoa; Acytosteliales; Acytosteliaceae
Exons: 2
Biological process (GO): mRNA splicing, via spliceosome
Cellular component (GO): U4/U6 x U5 tri-snRNP complex; catalytic step 2 spliceosome; Lsm1-7-Pat1 complex
Molecular function (GO): RNA binding
Source: RefSeq, a predicted model, not a curated record
CUAUUCUAUUCAUUUUAUAAGACAUUGGUUGGAAAGGAGAUCACAGUUGAACUAAAGAAUGAUCUGUCAAUAACAGGUUAUCUACAAUCAGUCGAUCAAUACUUGAAUAUAAAGCUCAAGGAUGUUCGAGUGGAAGAAGAGGACAAAUACCCCUAUAUGCUAUCUGUAAAGAAUUGUUUUAUUAGAGGAUCAGUUGUCAGAUUCGUACAUCUGCCGGCAUCAGAGGUCGACGUUGAAACACUGCAAGAUCACACAAGACUCGAAGCGAGAGAACAGAAGAAGAUCGCACAACAA